Messenger RNA from Dichotomopilus funicola, 3150 nucleotides. Its product is annotated as armadillo-type protein. Gene Ontology annotation, molecular function: small GTPase binding. The record is from RefSeq and is a predicted model, not a curated record. Bases 1 to 3150 code for a protein of 1049 amino acids. Gene Ontology annotation, cellular component: nuclear envelope; cytosol. The transcript is spliced from 2 exons. NCBI's taxonomy places the organism in Eukaryota, Fungi, Ascomycota, Sordariomycetes, Sordariales, Chaetomiaceae. Gene Ontology annotation, biological process: protein import into nucleus.
AUGAGCUUCGCGAUCGAAGUUGCCGGCGAAGCUGCCCCUCUCAGCCAGUGGGAGUUGGUCAAGGCCCUUAGCGGUGCUGCUACUUCCACAGAUCAUUCCCAGAGGCAGUCCGCCGGUCAACAACUCCAAUCGUGGGAGACUCAACCGGAUUUCUAUCUCCAUCUCCAGACCAUCUAUCUCGACACUACGCAGGACAAGCAGGUCCGCUUCCUCGCUAUCAUCUUAAUCAAAAACGGAAUCGAGAAAUACUGGAGACAUCACACCACAAAAAAUGCCAUUAAACCCGAGACGAGACAGGCGAUACGGUCGCGUCUGCUCCAAGGCUCGCUCAACGAAGAAGACAGGAGUCUCGCAUUACACAAUGCCCUCGUUACCGCCAAAAUUGUCAGGAUCGACUACCCACACGAGUGGCCAGACGCCUUCUCCAGCCUCAUCGACAUGACAAAGGCGGCUAUUACAUCCAAUCCGCUGCAGUUGCGGGGCGCUCUCUUGACGAUGCUCCGGAUUGUCAAGGAGCUUGGCACGGCUCGCCUGCGUAAGUCCCAAACAGCCCUGCAGGCUAUCACGCCUGAGCUAGUCCAGCUACUCGGGCACAUCUACACCGAGAAGACAACCUAUUGGCAAGAGUCGUGGUCGAAGGGGAGUAGCGACGAUAACAGCGUGGGAUUCGCCCUCGAAAACAGCCUGAUGGCCCUCAAAAUCUUGCGCCGGUUGGUCACCAUCGGCUACGAACAACCGCAUUUAGACGGUGUGGUUAGCGGGUUUUGGUCGCUGUCUCAAACGCAGUUCGACCAGUUCCUCAAUGGCGUCAGCCAGGACUCGUGGAUUCCAGCGCAGUACCACGACGCGGUCGGCAAACACCUGAUCCAGUUUACCAAACUUCACAUCGACAUGUCUGAGACUCACCCCGCUAGUUUCCCGGUGCUUCCAGGGUCGAUGUCAUUAGUUAGGGCGUACUGGAAUCUAGUCAAGGGGUUCUCCGAGGUGUUCAAGAAGUCCGGGGGCCUGAAGCAAACUUCAAAUACGGCCGUGGGAGGCGGCCCGAAGCAAGAAGGUCCACUCUACGAGAAGCUUGCCCUCAAGGGACUCCUUCUCCUAAGGAGUUGCGUUUCAAUUGCAUUCAAACCGGUUAUGACCUUCAAAUACCGGAGUCCCGAGGCCAAAGAGCUAGAGAAGCAGGCCGUGCAUACUCUUCGGGUAGAGUUAUUUACCAGGGAUACCCUUAUUGACAUGAUGCAGGUCAUUGUCAGUAAGCUAUUCAUAUUCCGCGAGUCGGACCUUGAAGCGUGGGAAGAGGACCCGGAAGGAUGGGAGUCACAGGAGCGGAUUGAGGGUCAGGCGUAUGAAUGGGCCGUACGGCCCUGCGCAGAGAGACUGCUUCUCGACUUGCUCACUCAUUACAAGGAGCUUGGUGAGCCCUUACUUGCGUACUGCAAUCUCGCCACAAGGGUGGACAUGGACAUCGUUACCAAGGAGGCCGCGUACUGCGCUCUAGGCUGCGCCGCCGCGCUCAUCCAUGAAAAGUUUGACUUUGAUCAGUUUCUCACGACUUGCCUGGUCAAAGAUGCCCAGAUCCAGGACCCCAUGGCGAAGCUGCUUCGCCGUCGGAUUGCCAUCCUGUUAAGCCAGUGGACGCCAGUCAAGAUCUCACAAGAGACCCGACCUAUUGUCUACGACAUCCUCCGCCACAUCAUGAACCCUGACGACCAACACAACGACGAAGUUGUGCGCAUAACGGCGGCGCGCCAGCUCAAGUACAUUGCCGAGGAUUUUGAGUUUACUGGUGAAAGCUUUUACCCCUUCGCGAGUGACGUCUUCAACCUUUUGGUCAACUUGAUCGAGGAGGUGGGGAGUGAUGAGACGAAGAUCGCUAUCCUCGAAACGAUCCGGCUCCUUGUGAGCCGCAUGGAGACCCACGUAACGCAGUUUGGAGACGCGAUCAUGCUGACGCUACCGAAACUGUGGGAAUCCCAAGGCGGCGAGGAGUACAUGGUCAAGCAGUCGGUGCUGGCAAUCAUGUCGGCCCUGGUGUCCUCUAUGCGUGUUGAAUCACAGCGGUACCAGGGUGUUAUUAUCCCAUUCCUCCGAGAAGCUAUGAAUCCCGCAUCGCCGCUCCAUCUCUACUUGAUAGAGGAGUCGGUCGAUCUGUGGACGGCCGUUCUAACCCAGAGCUCGCCGCCAUUGCACCCGGACCUCAUACAAAUGGUACACUUGGCCUUGCCCCUCGCGGAAUAUGAUUCAGCGGUGGCAAACCAGUGUCUGGGUAUCGUCAAGGACUACAUUCUCCUCGCGCCGCAAGACAUCCUAGGUGACUCGCUCCGCCGCCCAACCCUCGUGGCAUUGGCCAAGGCGCUCGAUUCGAAAAGCCGAGACCAGUCACAACUCGGCACGAAAUCCAUCGAGCUCAUCAUCCGCGCGGCGGAAGAAUUUGGCGGCUCGCAAGGGGUCUCGCUGGUCGUCCAGGACCUCCUCGAAACCAACGUGCUGCGGACCAUCCUUGAGGGGCUGCAUAGUUCGUGGGAAUCCAGCCAGACCACGGGCCCCAACCGGAAACCGAGCAAAAUCAACACCAUCAAGGAGACGGAUUACUUCGCUAUCCUUGCGCGCAUCGCCCUCGCCGACCCAUCUCUGCUCGUCAGCAUGCUCAGCAGCUUCGGCAGUCCUAUCGACCAGGUCUGGCCCUGGCUCAGCAACCAGUGGUUCGCCAACUUUGACUGCAUGGGGGAUGUCGAGCGCGAAAAGCUCUCCUGUCUGGCGUUAGCCCGCCUGUGGGAGCUGCCUAGCCCGGUGCAAGAUCUGGUGCUGGGCCGUCUGCAGGAUUACCUGUCGAUGUGGACGAGCGUGGUGACGGAGUUGGCCGACGGAACAACUGAGGGCCCGCUUGGGGCAAGUGAUAGCCUUGUUUGGAAUGAGGUCGGCGAGUACGAGUACGACACGCCCCGGGACGUGGCAGAGCGGGAGUUCGUUUUCAAGGACCCGGUACAUCGCGUUGUGACGUAUGACUUUGUCCGGGCGCGGUUGGGGGAUAUGGUGCAGCGGGUUGGUGGCGAGCAGGCGUUUGAGGAGAAUUGGACGGUGAACGUGGAUAGGGAGGUGUUGGCUGGGUUUCAGAGGUUGAGUCAACCUCCCAACCAGGAGGACGGGCAAUAA